GUUUUUCAAUUUAAUUAUUUUGUCAGUAUAAUUAAAUUAGUUUAACAUAGAAUGCAAAAUAUUGACCAAUUAUAUUUAUAGUUUUAAAUUGUCAUUUUUGUUCAUUAACGACUCCUUUGCAAAGUAACGGCUAAUGCGCUCGCUCUCUUCUUCAAAACCCUUACUUUCUCUUGGUCGAUAUUAUCUCCUCCAUGUUCGUUCCUUCGAAUCCCAACCCACUUUCUUAAAUACCUAUUACUCAAAACUCACUUUCAAUGACUCCCAACUCAUUCAUCUCCUGUCCGAUCACCGUUUCAGGGAAGCCCGUAACCUGCUCGACAGAAUGCCUCAAAGAAGCAACCAUGGCCGUGUUAUUCACUUAACUUCUCUUAUCUCAAAGUUCUCAAGAAAUGGUUUUAUUAAUGAAGCCAAAGCGCUUUUUGAAAUCAUGCCUGAGAGGAACAUUGUCAGUUAUAAUGCCAUGUUGUCGGGUUUUGUGCAGUGUGGGAGGAUUAGUGAAGCGAGGAGGUUUUUUGAGGAAAUGCCCGAAAGGAAUGUGGUUUCGUGGACUUCCAUGUUAUGUGGGUUGUUGGAAAGUGGUCGAGUUUGUGAGGGAAAGAGAUUUUUUGAAGAUAUGCCUGAAAAGAAUGUUGUGUCAUGGAAUUCUAUGAUUGGUGGGCUGAUUAAGAAUGGGGAUUUGGAGGAGGCAAGGUUGGUUUUUGAUAUAAUGCCGGUCCGCAACAUAAUUUCAUUGAAUACCAUGAUUUCUGGAUAUGCUGAGAAUUGUAGAAUGAAAGAAGCUAGAGUUUUGUUUGAGGAAAUGGAGGAUAGGAAUGUGGUUAGUUGGACUAGUAUGAUGGCAGGUUAUUGCAGAGCUGGUGAUGUGAAUGAAGGGUAUUGUUUGUUUUGUAGAAUGCCUGAGAGGAAUAUUGUUUCUUGGACAGCCAUGAUUGGAGGGUUUACUUGGAAUGGUUUCUAUGAAGAAGCGCUAUUGCUUUUUCUAGAAAUGGCUAACUAUGAAAUAAGACCAAAUAGUGAGACUUUUAUAUCGCUUGCUUAUGCUUGUGCUGGCAUGGGAUUUCCUUAUCUUGGCAAGCAGUUACAUGCUCAAGUUAUCGUUGCUGGCUUGGAGUAUGAUGAUUAUGAUGGCAGGUUAUCUAGGAGCCUCAUUCAGAUGUAUUCAGUAUUUGGUAUCAUGAACUUUGCAUGUUAUAUAUUUAACAAGAACUUGAAUAACUCUUCAGUUCAAUCUUGUAAUUCCAUGAUCACUGGUUAUGUUCGUAUUGGACAGUUGGAAAAGGCUCAAUAUAUGUUUGAUAUAUCACCUAUUAGAGAUAAGAUCUCAUGGACUUCAAUGAUUGAUGGUUAUUUGAGCACUGGACAAGUAUCACAGGCUUGUCAUCUAUUUAACAAUAUGCCAGAAAAGGAUGCAGUUGCAUGGACAGCAAUGAUUUCAGGUUAUGUCCAAAAUGAACUUUUUAUAGAAGCUACCUCUUUAUUUUUGGAGAUGUGGGCGCAAGGUGUUUUCCCUUUGAAUGCCACAUAUUCUGUUCUUUUUGCGGCUGCUGGAGCAACAGCAAAUCUUGAUCAGGGGAGACAACUCCAUUGCAUGCUAGUGAAAACACAAUAUGAAUUUGAUUUGAUUCUUGAGAAUUCUCUUAUCACCAUGUAUGCAAAAUGCGGGUUAAUAGAUAAUGCAUAUAGCAUAUUCUCAACUAUGGUCUUUCGAGAUCUGAUUUCAUGGAAUUCAAUGAUCAUGGGAUUUUCACAUCAUGGGCUAGCAAAUGAAGCUCUAAAGAUUUUUGAAGCCAUGUUGAAAUCUGGAAGUCACCCAAAUUCGGUUACCUUGUUGGGUAUCCUAUCAGCAUGUAGUCAUGUAGGCUUUAUUAGUAAAGCAUUGGGAUUUUUUAAAUCAAUGAGAGAUAUUUAUCGAAUUCAACCUGGUUUAGAGCAUUAUGUUUCUAUAGUCAGUCUGUUGGGCAGAGCAGGGAGAGUAGAGGAAGCAGAAGAGUUUGUCAUGAGUCUACCUUUUGAACCAGGUUGUGCUAUUUGGGGGGCAUUACUUGGUGUAUGUGGCUUCAGUGAGACAGGUGUUGAGAUUGCUAAACAUGCUGCCAAGAAACUGCUUGAGCUGGACCCAACGAAUGCACCAGCCCAUGUGGUUCUCUGCAAUAUAUAUGCAGCAAGAGGUCUGCACAUGGAAGAGCAAAAGUUAAGAAAAGAAAUGGGUUUGAAAGGAGUAAGAAAAGUCCCUGGGUGUAGUUGGAUACAGCUGAAUGGGAGAGUCCAUGAGUUCAAGUCAGGAGAUAAACCUCAUCCACAAGCAGCUGAAGUUUUAUCACUUUUAUUUGGGAUUUCUGAUAAAUGACAACAACAUACUGCACAAACAGUGAUUCUUUUCUUAGUUACUCUGCAUUCUGACAGGAUAUCAUCACCCUUCAAAAUCAUUGUUGAUUGGAGUAAGAGUAGGCUGAUACAACAAAAGUUUUAUUACUGUUUUCAUCUAGCACUGUACUUUUAUACCUAUAGCAAAAGAGUUAAACGAUCUGUUAUCCUUUUCUUUAUUAGCUGUUGAAAUUGGGCAAAGGUGAGAGACAAAAAGCAAGAUGCCGACUUUGUAAGAAUUAGAACUUUAGAAGAACAAACCAUUUGCUUGAGCUAUGUGAGAAAGAUGACAUAGGACUCAAUGAAAAAUGUUGAAGGCAAGAUGCGGUGGUCCCAUGGCACAUAUGGUCAAGAAAAUUCAUACUUCCGAUUUAAAAAACAGUCAUCCUUUGAUCACUCAGAGAUUCUUGUGCCAGUGAACGUGUAACAAGAAAAUGAUGAACAAACAGAGUUUGCCCGAAGUGGAAUGACGUCCAACAGUGCCAGCCACGGAGAGGAUUCACUCAAAUAGUUAGCUUCUUUCUUUCUUGGACUGCUAGAUGAUGUACUUAUUGCAACAGUUUUCAAAGUAGAAUAUGGAUACAAAUAUGAGUUUUUAUUUAUUUAUUUUUUUGAUAGGAAUGUUUUGUACAUUUUGGUGUGGCCGUUGGUUUUUCUUCUUCCACCGAAAGUUGUUGCCCUUGUUUCUUCAUUAUGAUCACAUAUAUAUGGCUAGCUGUAUACAUUUAUUUAUUUCCUGAUCAAUGGUUCCGCAUAGAUAAUUAAUGUGGAUGCUAAUAACCAGCCUUUUUCAUUCGUUAACUAAAAUCAACUUAAAUGUUUAUUUAUGGUAUUACUUUCUGAACUUCUUUAUUUUUUAUCACAACAAUCUGAGUAUUUGC
Messenger RNA from Durio zibethinus, 3245 nucleotides. RefSeq names its product pentatricopeptide (PPR) repeat-containing protein. Gene Ontology annotation, molecular function: protein binding; RNA binding. Gene Ontology annotation, biological process: RNA modification. The record is from RefSeq and is a predicted model, not a curated record. NCBI's taxonomy places the organism in Eukaryota, Viridiplantae, Streptophyta, Magnoliopsida, Malvales, Malvaceae.